Messenger RNA from Acaulospora morrowiae, 281 nucleotides. NCBI's taxonomy places the organism in Eukaryota, Fungi, Glomeromycota, Glomeromycetes, Diversisporales, Acaulosporaceae. The record is from the annotation of a GenBank genome assembly.
CGGAAGUACCGAAGGAAUCAAGCCACACUGAGGACAAACAAAUCGUUAAGUCAACAAACAAUUUCAACACCGACACGCUCGAAGAAGACGCCGUGGCACUAAUUGAGGAACUGCCGAUGCCGAUGGAGCCAACACAAGAGGAAGACAUCGAAGAAAAGAUUGAGAAACUGGAAAUGGAUGACGAACUCAAAGAGGAACAGGUGGGACAGAUAAAAGACAUGUUGAAACAAGGACGUGACGUGUUUGCACAAUCUGUAUCAGAGUUGGGUUGCACCAAAAUU